Phytophthora nicotianae INRA-310 is the source of this 2096-nucleotide messenger RNA. RefSeq lists its product as hypothetical. The transcript has a single exon. Bases 71 to 1147 code for a protein of 358 amino acids. Lineage: Eukaryota; Oomycota; Peronosporomycetes; Peronosporales; Peronosporaceae. The record is from RefSeq and is a predicted model, not a curated record.
CGGUUAAAAUAUCCUGAUAAUAUUUCGAUCGGCAGAGAAACAGGUCUCUAUUAUCGCUGCGGCGCCGGCCAUGGAGCUGCUCAACAAGGUCUGUCUGUUCGGCGCGCGCCACUGCUUCUACACGCAGUCGGCGGCGGCUGGCGCGGCUUACUGCUACGCGGCGGUGCUGGCCUACACGCUAUCCGUGAGCAUCCAGCGCGCUCGCCUGGGAGAGCACGGCCACGCGACGCACCUGAUGCCGGUCAAGCGGAUGCGCUGGUUCCCGACGUUCUUGAGCUUCGCCUACUUUUCGCGUAUCGCGUGGCUGGUGCUCAGUAAUAUGCACAUGUUCCAGUGGGUGGAAGGCUCGGCGCCCAACUUCCGCUACGAGCACAUGGUGUUCGUCACGCCACUACUGCCGACUGACAUCGACAUUUACGUGCUGGGCGUUACGAGCUUCGGCAAGCUGGCCACGCUGCUCUACUUCUCGGCCUUCACGCUGCUACUCCGUUUCUGGGAGGACGUGCGCACACAGGCUCGGCGGGCCGAGCAACCGUUGGCCCGAGUGGCCGCUAACCAGUCCGUCAUCGCGGAGUAUACGCGUGGAGCCGGCGCUCAACGGUCUGGGCGGUCCAGGAAGCUGUUCCUCGUGGCUAACGUCUGGAUCUACCUAGUAGAGUGCGCCCUACUGGUGCUUAAGACCUUGUUCCCGGGGGAGAAGAUGGUGCUAUUCGAGAUGGAGUAUGGCUUCGUGGCCCUGUGCUUCUUCCUGCUGGCCGUCAUGCUGGCCAGGUGCGCGUUGCAGCUGCGCGCCGUGCUGCUCAAGAUCGAGUUCUCGUCCUUAGCGGCCACCAUCGCGUCGCGGCUGUCGCUCAUUGGCGCUGUAUCGUCGCUGCUCUUCUUCUAUCGCAGUUUGCUGCUGCUCUUCUCCAUGCCGGCCAUCGACGUCUUCGACCCGCACGUGUCAAACCCGUGGCUGUUCUACGCGAUCCCGGAGCUCAUCCCGGGGGCCUUGGUGAUCUACAUGAUGAACGUCAAGAGGCAACACCAGCCACCGGCGCCAACAUGGGGGAUCACAAAGGUGGACGAGCAGACGCCGUUGCUGCAAGAGUUGCGAAGCCUUUCCGACGACCUGCCGCAGUUCCGAGGGCAAGAACUGCACAUCUAACCUUAUUACUGUAAAUUUUGUGCAAUAGAUGUUUGAUUCAGACGGGCUACUUCAACACAGAACUACAAUUAAUGGCGAUUGCUAGUCGUCAUCGCUGCGAGGUUUGUUCCAGACCCACUUGUUGCCCGACAGUUUGAUACCUUCUUCGACUGGACAGCCAGCAUGCAGACUCAUUGGAUCUCCUUCGCCAUUCGGUAGCAUGCUGUAGAACACGACCACUUUGCGCUUCUUCGGCGCGACGCUAAUGCCCUGUGAGCAGUCCUUGUUGGAAGAAGGGCGUGGCAGGCCACCUGAACGAGCGAAAUUGGUGUGGCCGCCCUUGGCCACGUCCGACAUGUACCAGAACACCGUGAUCAUGCGAUUCUUGUAGCCGUAUUCGAUCCGCUUUAGGACGUCAAGCGAGUUACGAUGGCGUUCAGCGGAGAAGUAGUCCAAAUGCUGGUCGUAGUGCUGCGUGUGCUCGUAACGCAGUACUUGCACGGAUUCCUGGUGGCUGAUCGGCACCUUAACGAGGUCGGCCGUGCGUUUAUCGAUGUCUUGCACCACAGGGUGGCUGGAUGAGUCCAGCCAGUAUGUCGUGCUAGUGCGCCAGUCCGUGGCCGGUCGGUUCUCAUGGCCGUCCUGCAGUGUCACGCCAGACGGCGCCAGGUGCGGCAUCGACAGUUCCAGGAUGAUGUCGAUCUCGUCGUCACGGAGAAAUUCCUCCACGCUGAACACGAGCGGCGUCAUACUGAUCGUCUCCAGCACGAGAUCACCACGGCCGAAGGUGUUCUUUACCAGUGCUGCAACAGAGCCAGCAAGAGUGCGUUAGAAAGCGAGACAUCGUUUACAUCUCUGCCAUCUCAACAAAAACUUACUCUUGUGUCCUAUACGAAUUCCGGGCCAGAUGAACUGGCCGCCCUCGAACAAGAACACGAUCCGAUUUUGCAGCACGGUGAUGUUCUUCUCC